Molecule: messenger RNA, 4962 nt
Organism: Gorilla gorilla gorilla (western lowland gorilla)
Lineage: Eukaryota; Metazoa; Chordata; Mammalia; Primates; Hominidae
Gene: MLIP
Product: muscular LMNA interacting protein
Exons: 14
Coding region: 151-3132 (993 amino acids)
Source: RefSeq, a predicted model, not a curated record
AGCUGACACAAUUCCUCAAUUUUGGAAUGACUCUGCUUUACCUCUUUUUAGAAUUUCUUCUUUCUGCGUGAGUGUGUGUGUGUUGUUUUAGUAUGAGGCUCCCUUCCCACCUCAGUCAUUGGUUUGCUCGCUCCCUUAUGUGAUGAAUCAAUGCUUUCAGAACAGGGGCUUCUGAGUGACUGCGGGAACAAUUACUUCCAAAUGACCUCGUGCAUCUUAUCAGGGAGCAUUCAGACCACACCCCAGGUCUCUGCUGGUGGUUCUGAAGCCAAACCUCUGAUCUUCACAUUUGUCCCCACUGUCAGAAGACUACCAACCCAUACUCAGUUGGCUGACACCUCUAAAUUCCUUGUUAAAAUUCCAGAAGAAUCAAGUGAUAAGAGUCCAGAAACUGUAAAUAGGUCUAAAUCCAAUGACCACUUGACGUUGAAUGCUGGGAGCCAACAAGAGAGAGACCAAGCGAAAUUGACUUGUCCUUCAGAGGUCAGUGGAACGAUUUUACAAGGAAGGGAAUUCGAAGCAAACAAACUUCAAGGGAUGCAGCAAAGUGACCUCUUCAAAGCUGAAUAUGUCCUUAUUGUGGACUCCGAAGGGGAAGAUGAGGCUACAAGCAGAAAAGUUGAACAAGGCCCCCCAGCGGGGAUUGGCACCGCAGCUGUCCGGCCCAAGUCUCUAGCAAUCUCGUCCAGUCUGGUCUCUGAUGUAGUGCGUCCCAAAACACAGGGAACAGAUCUCAAGACCUCAUCACAUCCUGAAAUGCUUCAUGGGAUGGCCCCUCAGCAAAAGCAUGGGCAGUUAACUUCUUCUCCCACUACCUCUGAGCAGCUUGCCUGUAAACCACCUGCUUUCUCCUUUGUUUCUCCAACUAAUCUGAACGCACCACCCGACCCAGUUAACCUCGAGGGAGCCUCUGUCCUAGAGGAGUUCCACACUAGGAGGCUGGAUGUCGGUGGGGCCGUGGUGGAAGAAUCAGCUACGUAUUUUCAAACUACCGCUCACUCUACACCCUUUUCUGCAUCGAAGGGCACCUCCUCGACGUUACUGUUUCCCCAUUCCACUCAACUAUCAGGUUCUAAUUUACCCAGUUCAACUGCAGCAGAUCCAAAGCCUGGACUGACCUCUGAAGUUCUCAAGAAGACAACUUUAACCUCGCAUGUCCUUAGUCGCGGAGAAAGUCCGAGAACCUCUUCUUCUCCACCGUCCUCCAGUGCUUCUCUGAAGUCGAAUUCAGCCUCGUACAUACCAGUCCGCAUUGUCACGCAUUCACUCUCUCCGAGCCCCAAACCAUUUACCUCCUCUUUCCACGGCUCUUCUUCCACCAUCUGCAGCCAAAUGUCAUCUAGUGGAAAUCUUUCAAAGUCAGGGGUAAAAUCCCCGGUGCCUUCCCGGCUUGCCCUUCUCACUGCCAUUCUCAAGUCAAACCCUUCCCACCAAAGACCCUUUUCCCCUGCAUCCUGUCCCACCUUCUCUCUCAACUCCCCGGCCUCUUCCACGCUCACACUUGAUCAAAAAGCAAAGCAGACCCCACCCACGCCUAAAAAAUCUCUCUCAAGUUGUUCCCUGAGAGCCGGGUCACCAGAUCAAGGGGAACUCCAGGUUUCUGAAUUGACCCAGCAAUCUUUUCACCUGCCUGUUUUCACCGAGUCUGCUACGCUUUCUCAGGCGCCCUCCCUCUCUCCUACAAAACAGGCUAGCAGCAGCCUUGCUUCCAUGAAUGUAGAGAGAACACCAUCACCUACUUUGAAGAGCAAUACCAUGCUCUCCCUGCUACAAACCAGUACAUCCAGUUCUGUGGGUCUUCCUCCUGUUCCACCAAGCUCUUCUCUUUCCUCUUUGAAGAGUAAACAGGAUGGUGACCUCAGGGGUCCAGAAAACCCCAGAAACAUUCACACGUACCCUUCUACAUUAGCCUCCUCUGCAUUAUCUUCUCUAUCUCCUCCUAUUAAUCAAAGAGCUACGUUCUCUUCUUCAGAGAAAUGUUUCCAUCCUUCCCCAGCUCUUUCAAGCCUGAUAAACAGAUCUAAAAGAGCGUCAUCCCAACUAUCUGGCCAGGAGCUGAAUCCUUCAGCUCUUCCUUCACUCCCUGUCUCCAGUGCUAACUUUGCCUCUCUUCCCAACUUGAGGUCCUCCUCUCUCCCUCAUGCCAAUCUGCCCACCCUGGUGCCCCAGCUCAGUCCCUCAGCUCUGCACCCACAUUGCGGCAGUGGUACCUUGCCUUCAAGACUUGGGAAAUCUGAAAGCGCCACCCCCAACCACAGGUCACCUGUUUCAACCCCAUCACUUCCCAUAUCUCUAACAAGGACAGAGGAGCUGAUUUCACCUUGUGCAUUGUCCAUGUCAACAGGCCCAGAAAAUAAGAAAUCAAAGCAAUACAAGACCAAGUCAAGCUACAAGGCUUUUGCAGCAAUCCCUACAAACACAUUGCUUUUGGAACAGAAGGCACUAGAUGAACCAGCCAAGACUGAAAGUGUCUCCAAGGACAACACAUUAGAACCACCAGUGGAGCUCUAUUUUCCUGCACAGCUCAGGCAGCAAACUGAAGAGCUCUGUGCUACCAUUGAUAAGGUCUUACAGGAUUCCUUGUCUAUGCAUUCUUCUGAUUCUCCUUCAAGGUCCCCAAAGACAUUGUUGGGUUCUGACACAGUCAAAACUCCUACAACUCUUCCAAGAGCAGCUGGUCGAGAAACCAAAUAUGCAAAUCUCUCCUCACCAUCUUCUACAGUAUCUGAGAGUCAGCUGACUAAGCCUGGAGUAAUUCGCCCAGUACCUGUAAAAUCCAGAAUAUUACUGAAAAAAGAGGACGAAGUCUAUGAACCCAACCCUUUCAGUAAAUACUUGGAAGAUAACAGCGACCUCUUUUCUGAACAGGAUGUAACAGUCCCUCCCAAGCCUGUCUCGCUCCAUCCUUUAUAUCAGACUAAACUCUAUCCUCCUGCUAAGUCACUGCUGCAUCCACAGACCCUCUCACAUGCUGACUGUCUUGCCCCAGGACCCUUCAGUCAUCUGUCCUUCUCCUUGAGUGAUGAACAGGAGAAUUCUCAUACCCUCCUCAGUCACAACGCAUGCAACAAGCUGAGUCAUCCAAUGGUGGCUAUUCCUGAACAUGAAGCUCUUGAUUCCAAAGAGCAAUGAAGUUGGCGCAGAGGCUGAAAACACAGGCUGCUGAAGUUUUUUGGAAUGCUGGUGCUAACCACUUGCUAGAUUUAACUUUUUUUUUUUUUUCCAGAAUGAGUGCUCCCUUUAUGAGCUGCAGUGCAGCAGAACCAAAAAAAAGUUUGCUGCAGUUAUAUAGCAUCACAGUGCUCUGCUAACAGCCAGCAUAGGAGAGAUUUACCUACAGCUUUUUGCACCACUGUUCAAGCCUUUAAUGCCUUCUACUUAAUAUUAAGCUGACCGCAAUACUAACGUGCCCCUAUAUUUAGCAGCCGAAUAAAGAAGAAUCGUGGGUAAAUAGAAGAAUGGCUGUGACUAUUUUUCAAUACAAAUUUUAUUUAAUGCAUACAUUUCUAACUGAGUCAGGUUUUUAUUCCCCUUUUACUUCACUUUUUUACAUGAAAAAAAUCACAACUUUUAAAGUAACUAAUUAGCUUUCAGAAGAUGCUGAUAUUCAGAGGUUCUCUGGUGAGAUCUUGAACAUGAGAAAGUUGGUAUUUUGUAUAACACAUAUUGCUUUCCUGUUCUGUUGGGAUUCGGUGCUGCUGGGACAGACUAUAUGCCAGGAGCAGCCCAGUGCUGAUGAACAUCGCGUUACUGGAGUGUCUGUGUCUGGGAUACCACUGUCUCUCUGCCUGUCACAUGAUUCUUGUGAAGACUACUUUAGAGUUAGUUUGUAUCCAAAAUCCUGAGAGCAGCAGAGACCAUAGAGAAAACCCAUACUUGAUGACAGUCCUGAGAGCCCCCUAGAGGCACAUCAUGUGCCCACCAUGUUGGCCAUCUUCAAUUUAUUUCCCAGUUGUCAUCCCCAGCAGUCUGUCCUAGCCCCCUCUAAGUGAUUUCCUUCUUCUGCUCAUAUGGGAAGCCUAGGAUAACACACGUUAAGAAAGAACAGGAGUCUGGACAGUGAGCCCCUGAUGGUAAAGCAGUCUUGGGAAAACUGGCUUCAUUCACUCUUUGCACAUUGCCCAUGUUCUCUGUGGAGCCAGCUCUGAGCCACAGUGCCCCUAAAUCAAGCUUCGUCACCCAGUCCCAUCACCCAAACUCUAGCAGGGAGAGUGACCAAUAGAAGAGCAACUAGGCUCCUUCAUUCUCCAAUAGCCAUUUUAGAACGUUCCAAUUUCAGCUAUUAUUUGACAACUGGAAAUAAAAACUUCUCGAUGUCUCCUUUGUUGGUGUUAGAGAAGCAAAGGAGACUCAAUAAAGCCCUCUGCUCAUCUCUCCUUCCCCCCAAAAAAACCAUUUCUCCAUCAACCUGAUAAAUUGUGUGAAGCAUCACUUUAGAUUAUUAAUAAUGAUCUCUAACAUUCACUGUGCUCUUAUCCUGAGCAAUGCACCACACCAAGUGCUUUACAUGAAUUUAAUUUAACCUCCACAAUGAGCCUGUGAUGUUGGUAAUAUUAUUAUCCAUAUUUUAUUUUUGUGAGAACAGGUUCCUCCAAAUGGUUAAAUUAAGCUAGUAAGUGGCAGCGGCAGAAUUCAAGUCCAAGUAAUCUGAUUCUAAGACCAAGCCAUUUACUCAAUCAUUUGUGUAGUUAUUUACGCAGUCAUUUUUGGAUCUCCAGUGCAAAAGGGUGACUUGAUUACACUCCUCAGCUCAUGGCAGAUUUCUAUCAUAAAUUUGGGCAAGCCCCCCUCAUGUAUGCUUGUUGAUUAAUGAUCAUCAUUUAUAAGAAUUUCUAUCUUCCCUUCUCUGCUGUAUGCACACAUUCUUAUUUAUUUAAUGUAUACCUUUUGCUCAUAUAUGUUUUGAAGAUGUACAUUGUUUUGUCUGCAUAUAUAUUUAAUAAAUAUAAAUGGUAUUGCUUA